AGGCUUUAUUUAGUUACUUUAGGGGGGGCUGCGGCGGUAAUAGGGUUUUGUUGUAGCAGCCGAUAGGAGGAAGACUGUUUCUGGGAAUAGCUGAGCUGCGAAGAUGCCGGAGAAAUCAGGGAAAGGAAGAAAGGAAGAGGUUAUCACCAGAGAAUACACCAUCAACCUUCACAAACGCUUGCAUGGAUGCACCUUCAAGAAGAAGGCUCCAAAGGCCAUCAAGGAGAUAAGGAAGUUUGCACAGAAGGCCAUGAAGACAACUGAUGUCAGAGUUGAUGUUAAGCUAAACAAGCAUGUGUGGAGCCGAGGUAUUAGGAGUGUGCCAAGGAGAGUUCGUGUUCGUGUUGCACGGAAGAGGAAUGAUGAAGAAGAUGCCAAGGAAGAAUUUUAUUCCCUUGUCACUGUUUCAGAGCUUCCUCCAGAGGGAUUUAAGGGUUUGGGCACCAAGGUCAUUGAUGACGAAGAAGAAUGAAGUAACCUGCUUCCUUAGUGUUCUAUGUUAAGUUGCAGUUUUGGCUAUAUUGUUGAUUCAUCCAGUGAAUUUCAUUUUGUUUUGGAUUCUCUUGGAGACAUCUUUAGCAAAGAAAGUAUCGUUGACGUUUUAUUUAUGCAUUCAGAGUUUUGGUUGAUGUUUAAUUGAGUAUUAAGUUUCUUAA
Messenger RNA from Populus trichocarpa (black cottonwood), 656 nucleotides. Its product is annotated as 60S ribosomal protein L31. Gene Ontology annotation, cellular component: ribosome; cytosolic large ribosomal subunit. Bases 104 to 472 code for a protein of 122 amino acids. Gene Ontology annotation, biological process: cytoplasmic translation. NCBI's taxonomy places the organism in Eukaryota, Viridiplantae, Streptophyta, Magnoliopsida, Malpighiales, Salicaceae. The record is from RefSeq and is a predicted model, not a curated record. Gene Ontology annotation, molecular function: structural constituent of ribosome. The transcript is spliced from 2 exons.